Messenger RNA from Symbiodinium pilosum, 528 nucleotides. Lineage: Eukaryota; Dinophyceae; Suessiales; Symbiodiniaceae. The record is from the annotation of a GenBank genome assembly.
AUGGCCCCGUCAGAUGUGCAGGCACUGCGGGCAAGCCUCACGGUGUGUACAUCCUGCCCUCUUGCUUUGCAGGAAACUCGAUGUUCCUUGAUGAUCGGGCAGGUGCCGAAGAACUGCGACGCUGUCCUCUUUCUUGAGAAGCUGGGCGAGAUAGAUGUUUUACACACGCUGCGUUUCUUCUACAUGCCCAUUGACAAGAGUCGCAAGCGGCAUUUCGGAUAUGUCUUCCUGGAGGUGUCUGAGCCAUGUGUGAUCGUCACACUCUUGCGAUGUUUGCCCAAGUUGGGGGAGCUUUUGGGCACGCUACGCCGAAAGCGGCAGCUGCAUUUACACUUUGCUCGAAUACAGGGCUGGAAAAACUUCAUGCGGCAGUACAGCGAUUCGGACUUCAUCUUCGAGCCGAAUGCCAAUGUGCGACCUCAAAUAUUCCUUCCGCACCGAAUGUCUGAGACUGGCGCAAAUUUUCAGGAUUUGUUACCUGCCGAUCUGAGCAAAACUUAUUUUGAUAAAGAGCUUCGUGACCAAUAG